Molecule: messenger RNA, 3042 nt
Organism: Tribolium madens (black flour beetle)
Lineage: Eukaryota; Metazoa; Arthropoda; Insecta; Coleoptera; Tenebrionidae
Product: polycomb group protein Psc-like
Exons: 6
Coding region: 317-2776 (819 amino acids)
Biological process (GO): negative regulation of transcription by RNA polymerase II
Cellular component (GO): PRC1 complex
Molecular function (GO): promoter-specific chromatin binding; metal ion binding
Source: RefSeq, a predicted model, not a curated record
ACAUGUUGACGUUUCUUUAGUGUUUUCCACCUGAAAACGACCGAAUUUUCGCACGGGAAAAACGGUGUUCGAUUCGGAAAAGUCACGAGAUUCAUCUGUGCAAAUUUCGUGGAAAUUCGAGCGCGAGAAAACCUCCAAAAACGAUGCUCAACACCGGAAUAUUUUAACAUGCAGUACAGUAUCUGUGUAUGUAGGCGAUGCGGCGUUGCCGGAUCGACGCUCGGGCGGCGUUGCCACGUACGGGACAGAUUUUUAACGCUGAGUGCUCCGGAGCGAUCCGCUGGUGACAGUUGAAUGCGCAAGACUGAGAGACGAAAUGAACAAAAUGAGGAAAAUACUGGUCAAGGAUAUGAACGAUGUGCUCGUCUGUACUCUAUGUAACGGGUAUUUGAUCGACGCGACGACGCUUACCGAAUGUCACCAUGUUUUCUGUCGCGGGUGCAUUUUACGCCAUUUUGAGAACUGCAAAACGGCCUGUCCGUCGUGUAAUCUCGUCUACAAGAAGAAAAACCAAGUUUUUUUCAAGGCCGAUCCCCAAAUUCAAUCCAUUGUGUAUAAAGUGGUACCAGGGUUGUACUCGAAGGAAAUGCAACGAAGGGAGGAUUUUUAUAGGAGUACUGGAGUCAGGGCGAGUAGUUCCUGCAGCGAUGACAGUGUCCUUGAACGUGAACGCGACCUGAUAAUAAAUGAUGAGGAUUCAAUGGUGUCGAGCUAUACCGGCAGUAAAACUCAAUUUUUCGGCCCCGAAGACUCCAUUUCUUUGUCGUUAGAGUACUACCAGAUCCAUUUGGACAAGACUCCUGUUGAUGGGACCAAACCCAAGUCGGACAAAAGUGUCAGUGUUUUAAAUAAUAAUAAUAGUGAUACUGUCAGUGAUAAACACAAAUUGAACGGUACUAAAAAUGGUGAAAAAGAGUGCAAAAACGGUGAUAAGAGAUAUCUGCAAUGUCCGGCGGCUGUUUCGAUGAAACACUUGCAAAAGUUUAUUCGGAUGAAGUUUGCCCUGAGUCAGAAUCAUAAGGUUGAUAUUAUCUACGAGGGGGAGGUUUUACACUCGAAUUUCACCCUCAUGGAUGUCGCUUACACCUUUAAGUGGAAACGGUUAAAACCGUUGCGUUUCUUCUAUCGUAUCUUCACUCCGUUGAAAAUUCAACCAAUUAAAAUCGUCAAUUCGGGCAAACAACUCCAAAUUGUCAAAAAUGGCGAACCGGUGAUCCCCAAACCCGAACCGGAAGAAAGUGAAGAAAAGGAACGACUUUUGGCCAAUCUUCAAUUGCAGAGCAAGACCAAAGUACAAAACGAGAAUAACGUACCUGAAAAAGUGGCACAAGACUGCGUUUUUGAUUAUGAAGAACAAGACAAGGAAGAAAUUAAGAGGUUUGCUGAGAUUAGGGACCGGGAGUGGGCGCUCCAGAAGAAACUUGAUGAAAGUCGGGAGAAAGAAAGGGAUGAAGAUUACCACCAUUUCAGUAAGAAACGGAAGAAGAGCAAACAUUCGAAGAAUGACUGUGUUUACAAGAAGAGGAAGCUACAUGCUGAGAUUACAAAUGAAGAAGAGUUGAAGUUGAAGGUUAAGUUGACUCCACACAACGGUCACAAGCACAAACACCACAAAAGUGAGAUGAGUAGUAAAGAGAAAUUGCUUCAGAUGAGGCAAGUCAGGCAUAAACAUGUCUCGAGUGAAGAUAAGAACAUCCAGACUGUGUCAAGUGGUACCGUUUCCAAGGAAACAAGCACUGAAGCUGCUGUUGAGAAGAAGCAAGAAACUGAAAAAGGCCCAAAACCGGAAGAAAUCAACGGAGAGAAAAAAGAAGAAACGAAGAAACCAAUACCAGAUCUAGCCCCUAAGACCCUCCGUAGUGAUUUUCCCGUUAAAACCACACUAAAUAAAGAGUGGGGACACAGAGUACCAACUGUACAAAUCGAAAGAAACGAACAAACCGAACAGCAAGCCAAAAAGACUUUCCUCAAAUCGUACCAAGCCUACGCCGAAAAGUACCAAAAAACGAUCGAAAAAACACAAAGUGCCAAUCGACCCUCAACUUUGGAACGAAAAAUCGCCAAUUUACAACAAAGAUGUACCAUUGAGGCCAAACCCUCUGAAAAAACCCCUCAAUACCCUCCAGGUUUCACCGUGAGCAAAAUCGAGAGUGGAGUAAAGGAGGAAAAACGGGAGGAGAAACGCCCAAGUCUCGAAAUCACUCUAAUUAAUCCUCCCGAAGUCAAACCUCCAACCCCCAAACGACCACCUCCAGCCACCAUCCCUCUCGAUAGGAUUAAAAAAUCCCUUAUUUUUAAAUCUGGGAUUAGCAUAAUUCCGAAGGACAACAUCGGGGCUUUGGACCUUUCGUCGAAACCUCCAAGUAAGGAGGGGGACCCCCCUAAUGGAUUUACACCUCCCAAAGACAACAAAAACGUCAUGUCUAACCUCCAAAUGUUAUCAAAAGUGGCGACUGAACACCCCAGUCUCAACAAACCUAAACCUAGGCCUCAACUUCCCAACCUCCAAACCCUCAAAAUCCCAUCACCGAACCAGAGGAUUCCUCCAAACCUCAAAUUGAUAAAUAAGGGCCAGUUCCGGAUGAUGAAUCCUCAAAUCCGGAAUUUGAGGCCGAAUCAGAAUCAGUCGAUCCGGAAUAUUCCGAAUCCGAGUCUUUUGGUACGUCAGCAGCAAAAUCGACUCAAUUCGAUGAAUCCUUCGCCGAUCCGGGAGAAUAACAACGGGGAGAAGGAAAAGAAAGUGGAGCCGGAAACGAAACCGGAAGUUCCGGUUUAAGGACCGGACGUACUGAUGGUCCCAGUGAGUUAUGUUCCUAAUUUAAGACUUUUGUUAUGGUUUUGUUGUGUUGUGAUUGUUUCAUGUUGCACUUUUUUAAAUUCGUCACUUUGUUUCGAUGUUAUCGAUGUAUGAGGUCGCUCAGACUGUACUUAUUCAUUAUUAUAUAAAUAUGUAUAUCAUGGUAGAUAUGUUUAAGUAGGUUUUAGGAUAUGUGUAAUGUAUAGAACACGCUGUAUAUAUACUGAAAUAUUUGAUUAAAUGAA